UGGGAGCUGAGCAGGUUACUUAGUGCCCGGCUGCGUGGCGGGCGAGGAGGCCGGUGGGCGCCGGUGGGCGCCGGUGGGCGACAUGGCAUUCAACAACCGCGCAAGUUCAGACCCACGGAAGAAAAGAGCGGCAAAGAUUGAACUGACUGAAACUCAGAAACAAGACAUUAAAGAGGCCUUUGAUCUAUUCGAUAUCGACGGGUCUGGAACCAUAGAUGUAAAAGAGCUGAAGAUUGCAAUGCAUGCCUUGGGAUUUCAACCAAAGAAAGAAGAAGUUAGAAAACUAAUAGCUGAAAUCGACAAAGAAAGAACUGGCAGCAUUAAUUUUGAAGAUUUUUUUGCCAUAAUGAGUGUGAAAAUGAGUGAAAAAGAUGAGAAGGAAGAACUGCUGAAGUCUUUCAAAUUAUUCGAUGACGAUGACACUGGGGGCAUAACAUUAAACAACAUCAAGAGGGUGGCUCAGGAGCUCGGGGAAAACUUAACAGAUGACGAACUUCAGGAAAUGCUGGAUGCAGCUGACCGUGAUGGGGAUGGGGAAAUAAACGAGGAAGAGUUCUUGAGAAUGAUGCAGAAGACCAGUCUUUGUUAAUACUGUUGUUUGUGUUCCUUCUGGAAGUUGGCGGGCGUGUAUUUGUUGUGCAGUUUCACAAUAUCUGAAUAUUCACGGUCAGUGUUCGGUUUCUGGGCCCGAGUGGGUCUCUGGACGUCUAAGCCGCGUGAGAAGUCACGUGCCUCUGCCACUGUGUCGUCACGUCUAUGACCACGAGACUCGCUGGAACCACCCCCUCGGACCAGGAGCGCACCCACGCGCAGAAUCAGUUCCAGCUGCUGCUUUUAGGGCCCAGCUGCAGAGGCUUGUGGUCCUUCCUGGGUUUCGUGGAACGGGCCCCACGUGCAGAGGAAUGUGGCAAACCAGCGCCACUCUCCGUUAUUUUCUCCUUCCCUACGGUCAGCUCUUUAAAAACUGAGGGACGUCUGCUUUUUCAGCACGUAUUCAGAUAUGUAAGGCACUAAAUAAAACUUUACGGCAACU
This is a messenger RNA of Phyllostomus discolor (pale spear-nosed bat), 1033 nucleotides long. Its product is annotated as centrin-4-like. Gene Ontology annotation, biological process: nucleotide-excision repair; centriole replication; mitotic cell cycle. Gene Ontology annotation, molecular function: calcium ion binding. The transcript has 5 exons. Gene Ontology annotation, cellular component: centriole; centrosome. Bases 83 to 589 code for a protein of 168 amino acids. Lineage: Eukaryota; Metazoa; Chordata; Mammalia; Chiroptera; Phyllostomidae. The record is from RefSeq and is a predicted model, not a curated record.